CCAUACGAUUCUCUCUCACUCUCUUCUUCAAGUGAAGACACUCUCUCCGUGUCUCUCUCUCUGAUCUUUGAUCUUUGAUCUCAUCCGCCAUGGUCAACGCUAAGAAACUUCCCUUACAAACCAGCAGUAACGCCAAUGUCUUGCCUUCAGAAGGAGGUGUUCCAGGAAAAACAAUCGAAGAAACAUACCAAAAGAAGACGCAGCUCGAACACAUCCUUCUUCGUCCUGAUACUUACAUCGGAUCUAUCGAGAAACACACUCAGUUGCUUUGGGUUUACCAAAAUGACGAAAUGGUUCACCGAUCUAUUUCUUAUGUACCGGGUCUUUACAAGAUCUUUGAUGAAAUCCUUGUAAAUGCUGCCGAUAACAAGCAGAGGGAUCGAUCGAUGGAUUCCGUGAAGGUUGUUAUAGAUGCAGAGCAGAAUCUUAUAAGUGUUUAUAAUAAUGGGGGUGGGGUUCCUGUUGAGAUUCAUCAGGAGGAAGGUGUUUAUGUGCCUGAAAUGAUCUUUGGACAUCUUCUUACUAGUAGCAACUAUGAUGAUACGGAAAAGAAGACGACUGGUGGUAGGAAUGGGUAUGGUGCUAAGCUGGCGAAUAUCUUUUCCACUGAGUUUGUUAUUGAAACUGCUGAUGGGAAAAGAUUGAAGAAGUAUAAACAGGUGUUCUCCAACAACAUGUUGAAGAAGUCAGAACCUGUCAUAACUAAGUGCAAGGAUAGUGAGAAUUGGACAAAGGUCUCAUUCAAGCCAGACUUGGCCAAGUUCAACAUGGAUCAUCUUGAGGAGGAUGUUGUUUCUUUGAUGAAAAAACGUGUAUAUGAUAUAGCAGGAUGCCUUGGAAAGACAGUGAAGGUUGAACUAAAUGGUCAGCGCCUCCCUGUGAAAACUUUCCAAGACUAUGUUAAUCUCUAUCUUGAAUCUGCGUCCAAAGACAAACCUGACCAUAUUCUUCCGAGGAUUGCUGAGAAGGUUAACGAUCGAUGGGAGAUAUGUGUGAGCCUCAGUGAUGGACAGUUUCAACAGGUCAGCUAUGUCAAUGGGAUUGCCACUACCAAGGGAGGAACGCAUGUUGAUUAUGUGACUAACCAGAUCACAAAUUUCAUCAUGACCAUUGUCAACAAGAAGAACAAGAAUGCUAAUCUCAAAGCACAUUCAGUAAAAAACCAUUUAUGGGUUUUUGUUAAUGCUCUCAUUGACAACCCUGCAUUUGAUUCUCAAACCAAGGAAACUCUAACUCUUAGGCAAAGUAGCUUUGGAUCUAAAUGUGAACUGUCACCAGAGUUUCUAAAGAAAGUAUCCAAGUCUGGCAUAGUGGAAAACCUUUUGUCAUGGGCAGAUUUUAAGCUGAGUAAGGAUCUAAAGAAAACCGAUGGAACGAAGAGACAACGAAUAACGGGUAUCACUAAGUUAGAGGAUGCUAAUGAUGCUGGAGGGAGGAAUUCAGAUAAAUGUACCUUGAUCUUAACAGAAGGAGAUUCAGCAAAGGCUCUAGCGAUGGCUGGAAUUGCUGUUGUUGGUCGAAAUACUUAUGGAGUCUUCCCGUUGAGAGGUAAGCUUCUCAAUGUGAGGGAAGCAAGCCCUAAGCAAAUAAUGGACAACGCUGAAAUACAGAGUAUAAAGCAGAUUCUAGGACUCCAACAUGGGAAGGUAUAUGACAGUGUGAAAUCAUUGAGAUACGGCCAUUUGAUGAUCAUGACUGAUCAGGAUCACGAUGGUUCCCAUAUCAAAGGUCUUUUGAUCAACUUUAUUCAUAAUUUCUGGCCAUCACUGCUGAAAGUUCCUUCAUUCUUGAUAGAAUUCAUCACACCCAUCUUAAAGGCCACUUUCAAUAAAAAUAAAAAAAGGGUAUUGUCUUUCUAUACAAUUCCUGAGUAUGAAACCUGGAAGGAGAGUCUAGGAGCAAAAGCUAAUGAAUGGACCAUUAAGUACUAUAAGGGACUGGGAACAAGUACAUCAGAAGAAGGCAAGGAGUAUUUUAAGGAUAUCGAUAAGAACAGAAAAGACUUUGUUUGGGCAAAUGAACAUGAUAAUGAUGCCAUAGAACUUGCCUUCAGUAAGAAGAAGAUAGAAGCAAGGAAAAAUUGGCUACGACAGUUUGAGCCGGGGACUUUCCUAGACCAUUCAGAGAAGCUCAUCACAUACAGUGAUUUUGUUAACAAGGAGCUCAUACUAUUCUCUAUGGCUGAUCUUCAGAGAUCGAUUCCGUCAAUGGUUGAUGGCUUGAAACCAGGACAGAGAAAGAUUCUUUUUUGUGCUUUCAAGAAGAAUUUCAUUAAAGAAGCAAAAGUUGCCCAAUUCACUGGUUAUGUGUCUGAGAUGUCAGCAUACCACCAUGGUGAGACGAGUCUCCACAGUACCAUCAUAGGUAUGGCACAGGAUUUUGUGGGAAGCAAUAACAUAAACCUUUUGAAACCAAAUGGUCAAUUUGGCACUCGUCAUCAGGGUGGAAAGGAUAAUGCCAGUGCUAGGUAUAUUUAUACUCAACUUUCUCCCAUCACACGUUUCCUGUUCAGAGAGGAGGACGGUAUUCUUCUGGACUACUUGAAUGAAGAUGGGCAAAUGAUAGAACCUAUUUGGUACAUACCAAUAAUACCAACGGUUCUAGUUAAUGGAAGUGAAGGAAUUGGUACGGGAUGGAGUUCAUACGUUCCCAACUACAACCCAAGGGACAUCGUAGCUAAUGUGAAGCGUUUAUUGAAUGGUGAGGAUAUGGUUCCCAUGGAUCCAUGGUACAAGGGAUUCAGAGGGACAAUAGAGAAAACAUCCACCAAGGAAACUGGAGAUACAUAUACUGUUAGUGGGAUUAUAGAGGAGGUCAAUGAAACUACACUGAAGAUCACUGAACUACCAAUUCGGCGUUGGACUCAGGACUAUAAGGAGUUUCUUGAAUCAAAUAUGACUGGAAAUGAUAAAAUCAAGGAACCCUUUAUUAAGGACUACAGAGAGCACAAUGAUGACACUACUGUUCAUUUUGAAGUGAUUUUGUCUGAAGAGAACUUAGCAAUGGCUAUGCAAGAAGGGCUAUUGAAGAAAUUUAAACUCACGACCACAAUCAGUACAAGCAACAUGCAUCUUUUUGACCGAAAUGGGGUGAUUAAGAAAUAUGAAAAUCCUGAGCAAAUCAUUGAAGACUUUUUUCAUGUGAGGCUUGAAUUCUACGUGAAGAGAAAGAAAGUUCUAAUAGACAAUCUUGAACUGGACUUGUUAAGAUUGGAUAACAAGGUUAGAUUUAUACUUGGCGUUGUGAGAGGAGAAAUCAUCGUCAGCAACAGGAAGACAAAGGAACUCGUCCUUGAAUUGAAGCAAAAGGGUUUUACCCCUUUCCCUAAGAAAAGCAAUAAUGAUGAAUCCAGGGAAGUUAUUGAAACAGAUGAAACUGAAGAAAGUUUAGAUGCAGUUGACAUAAACGACGUUAAGAUUGGUGAUUAUGAUUACUUGUUGUCCUUAACAAUUGGUACCCUUACAUUAGAGAAGGUGCAGAAGUUAUGCUCUGAAAGGGAUAAACUCACCAACCAUUUAGAAGAAUAUAGAAAGACUUCACCAGAGGGUCUAUGGAAGAAUGAUCUUGACGCUCUUGAGAAAAUGCUCAGUGAACAAGAUAAGGCAGAUGGUGAGGCAGAAGUGGCAAGGAAAAAAAUGCAAAACAGGGCUAUGGGAAAUGAAGCAGCUAAAGCCACCAGACAACCUGCUAAGAACCCUAGGAAGUAUACUAAAAAGGCUGCCAGCAGCCCUGAACCAAUGGAAACUAGUGAUUCAAUAGGAAUAGACAAUGCUAUCCCUGAAGUUGUGAAACCGAAAGGAAGAGCAGCUCCAAAGAAAGCUGCCGCUCCUAAAGCAAAGGGAAAAGCAUCUGUUGCGAUUAUUGAAGAAGAAGAUGAUGAAAUGUUGGAGUUAAAAGAUAGACUUGCUGCUUACAACCUCGAUUCAUCCCCUGAUAUUUCCAAAGAUAUGGAAGACAAACCUUCAAAAGCAGCAGCAGUUACGAAGAAAGCACCUACGAAAAGAGCUGUGGCAACUAAGAAGUCUUCGGCAGAUGUUACAGAGAUUUCUGAUGACGAUGAUGAUGAUGAUUUUGAAGAGAAUAAGAAAGGCAAAAAACCAGCAGCAGCCAAACCUCCUGCAGGACCAGCAGCAAAGAAGAGAGGACAGCAGAGUAAAAAAGCUGUUAUAACUGAAUUGUUGAAGAACGAUCUGGCGCCAGAAAGUUCUGUAAUAUCGCCUGAGAAGAAGGUGAGGAAGAUGAGGGCUUCCCCAUUCAACAAGAAAAGUGGAUCUUUAUUGGGAAGGGAUAUUGCUAAUACAAUCGACGAAGGAAAUGGAGAAGAUGCUGAGAAAGAAAAAGAAGAAGAGAGUAGUGCUGAAGGAGUGGCAAUGGCUUCAAGGGCAAGACCAGUAAGAGCUAACAGGGCUAAAGUGCAAUAUGUUUUAAGCAUCGAAUCAGAUAGUGAAGAUUUCUAUGAUGAUGUUGACGACGAAGAAGAUGACUCAGAAUCUGAUGAUUCUACUGUGACUAAUCUUCUUAUUGUUCUUAUUGUUCUUAUGCUUUAUAUUUGUGUAAAACAUUAACCGGAGACAAUUAUGUUUCAUCUCAUAUUUGAACUUUCAAUUCUUGUCUACAACAGUACCCAAAUCUGCAUUUUAUUAUAUAACAAUGUCAAUCCAAUAAAUGUUUUUACUA
Messenger RNA from Impatiens glandulifera, 4677 nucleotides. Its product is annotated as DNA topoisomerase 2. The transcript has 20 exons. Gene Ontology annotation, biological process: DNA topological change; sister chromatid segregation; resolution of meiotic recombination intermediates. Gene Ontology annotation, molecular function: ATP binding; DNA binding; DNA topoisomerase type II (double strand cut, ATP-hydrolyzing) activity. Bases 90 to 4565 code for a protein of 1491 amino acids. NCBI's taxonomy places the organism in Eukaryota, Viridiplantae, Streptophyta, Magnoliopsida, Ericales, Balsaminaceae. Gene Ontology annotation, cellular component: nucleus. The record is from RefSeq and is a predicted model, not a curated record.